Eublepharis macularius is the source of this 1152-nucleotide messenger RNA. RefSeq names its product collagen alpha-1(XIX) chain-like. Bases 1 to 1152 code for a protein of 383 amino acids. NCBI's taxonomy places the organism in Eukaryota, Metazoa, Chordata, Lepidosauria, Squamata, Eublepharidae. The transcript has 9 exons. The record is from RefSeq and is a predicted model, not a curated record.
AUGAUCCCUUCUGACCAGCCCAGUAGCUCUGACUUGGAGGGCUCAGUGGAAGAGCUUAAGAUGCCAAAGCGAGGGAACCAAGAGGACCAGUGGGAUGAGGGAGGGCCUGAUGCUGCAGAGGCAGUUGCUGCCCAUGCUCCGGCAGUACCAGAGGCCACCCUGUCAGAACCUGAAAGUGAGCUCUUGCCACUGGCCUUGGAGAUAACCACUAAACCUCUGCCAGAUAAUGCAUGCCCGCUAUUGAAAACAGAAGGACACCAGUUUAGACGUAUCUACAAAGAAAACAUUGGCGUUUUGGGUUUUGAUUUAGCUGAAAGCUUCUCUUUGAGACAGAUUUCAUGCGGCAUUGGAAAACCCUGUUUUAAGUUGGGGAGUGUGCCUCUCAUCAGAGACUCUCAACAAGUGUUUCCAAAUGGGCUUCCAGAAGAGUAUUCCUUAACAGCCACAUUCCGUGUUCGUAGAAACAGCAAGAAAGAACGGUGGUAUUUGUUGCAAAUUUUAGAUCAGCGCAACAUGCCACAGGUUUACAUCGUGGUUGAUGGUUCAAAAAAAGUUGUGGAGUAUAUUGCACAAUCUCCCCAGGGGAAUUCUCUACGAUACAUUUUUAAAAGCCGUGAGAUCCUUCCUAUAUUUGAUCGGCAAUGGCAUAAGCUUGGCAUCAGUGUACAAUCAAGGAUCAUUUCUUUGUAUGUGGACUGCAGCUUAAUCGAGCAGAGGCAAACUGAUACAAAAGCCAGUCCUGACUUUCAAGGAAGGCUUCUUAUUGCUACUCGUUCUUUAGAUGGCAAGCCAGUAGAUAUUGAAUUUGGCCACAUGGUGAUUUAUUGCAAUCCUGAACUUGCUGCUCAGGAGACUUGUUGUGAGUUAUCUGAAAACAUGUGUCCUUUGGAAGAACACUUGAAAACUACUGCAGCAUCACCAUCAACUGUUCAUGUGGGUGAAAUACAUGCACUUCCAAUAAUGGAACAAAAACCUGAAGAAAAAUGCUUUUGCUAUCCAAACAAGGGAGAAGCAGGAUUGCCAGGAGUAGCUGGCUUGCCAGGCCAGAAAGGAGAAAAGGUUGGUGACAUCAUUGGUGAUGAAAAAGUCAAUUACCACAAUGGGCUUUUCCAUGCAUCGAACGCAUUACCACAUGAAACUACUUUAUACUGA